This is a messenger RNA of Colletotrichum lupini, 285 nucleotides long. RefSeq lists its product as uncharacterized. The coding region runs from base 1 to 285 and encodes 94 amino acids. The record is from RefSeq and is a predicted model, not a curated record. The transcript is spliced from 3 exons. NCBI's taxonomy places the organism in Eukaryota, Fungi, Ascomycota, Sordariomycetes, Glomerellales, Glomerellaceae.
AUGCUGGCACUACACUACCCUGACCUGAUCCCCGGAUAUGGAACGAACUGCUACCAAAAAAUUACCCUCUCUAAUGUACGCAGUAGGCCGGCCAUUGGAAUCGGCGACGGCAUGCUACGCUACCUCUCUAGGUAUGCCCGCAGCGCAGCCCAGAGAAGAAUCUUAAAAGAGCAUCUUGGGUUUUUGUUGCUUACCAGGAGCCAGCUCCGUCGGGUUACCGACGCUGCGACCGACGCCCCGGAGGGUUUGGAGCGAAUGCGACGCUCAGAGUUGCCAAGGGGAUGA